AUGUAUCCCUCAUCGGAUAUUAAAGAUGCCACAGCUAAGGCUCUCGUAGAAUUUUUCCCUUGCCUUGCACUGAUCAGGCCUGGAGUGUCUUCUCACUGCCACUUUUAUAACAACAAAACUGGAGGUUUCUUUGACAAUCGACUAAAAACAAUGCGAAAGAGUAUGUCGCCGUCAAAAAGAAAACGAAAACCAAGCAAGAGCCAGAAAAAUACGAGAGCCGUGAACAGCAACCAGCAGCGAAAUUUACUCGUGGAGGAAGAUACUCUUAUCAAGAUUCGCUGGCUCCAAACGCAUCCCGCAAUCCCGCAAAACAGAGGAACGAUAACACAGUAUAUGUCGGACACGUUUGCUGCACGUCAGGCUAUGAUCGAAAGCGAAUUGACAACUUUUACUCUUAUUGUGGAGAAAUUCCCCCGUUUUGUUGACUUCAACAACGGAGCUCUGAUAUUCACCGAUUUUGCAACCACUUAUCCAAUGGUACAAAGCUUCGAAGAAAACUUCGUCGUGAAACUAGGAAACAAAAUUGAACGUUUAGCAAGACGUGACAAAGUUGAGCUCCCAGUUGAAACUUCAGAUCGUUGCCUCAAUUUGCUGAUGAUGGCCUUCCUUCUUUUCCCCGCAAUAAAAAAAAUAAAGCGAGAAUCCCUUACAAACCUGAUGGGCAGAUUUCUUUAUUUUGAAAAGAACAAUUUUGACGUGGAAGAAUUUGCUAAGUUCCGUGAGGAACGCUUAUCGCAGCCAUUUUUGCUAUGUCUGUUGUCCAGGUCCGAUGACGUUCCGUUGUCAUUUUUUUAA
Molecule: messenger RNA, 795 nt
Organism: Daphnia magna
Lineage: Eukaryota; Metazoa; Arthropoda; Branchiopoda; Diplostraca; Daphniidae
Exons: 5
Coding region: 1-795 (264 amino acids)
Source: RefSeq, a predicted model, not a curated record